Molecule: messenger RNA, 751 nt
Organism: Rana temporaria (common frog)
Lineage: Eukaryota; Metazoa; Chordata; Amphibia; Anura; Ranidae
Product: P2X purinoceptor 7-like
Exons: 4
Coding region: 107-751 (214 amino acids)
Source: RefSeq, a predicted model, not a curated record
UGUUAUUAAUUUAUGUAAACUAACAAUUCACAAUAUUUAUCUUUUAUUUUUAUAUUUUUAUCUACCAUCAAGAUAACAAUAAUUUGAACUCAUAACAACAUAUACAAUGACUACUGAGGAAUCAGAAAUGAAUUUAGAGACAAUAGAUGCGACUCCAUCUACAAGCUUGAGAUCAGCAGAGGAACGGAGGAGAGAUCUUUUACAAAAAUUGUGGUCAAAAUAUCCCACAGUUGAAGAGGACCCAAGCUUUCCCUUUAAUCCGCCAUCGCAACCUUCUUCGGCGUCAAACUCGGAAACAAUUGAAGAACUUACACUUCAAACCCGAUUAGGAAACACUGAUUGGUGUCAAUGUGGUAAUUGUCUGGCUAUGCCCACAGGAAGAGAGUCUUUAUGCUGCAAAGAAAUCGCUAAUGUAAAAGAAAAUAUUGAAGAGGGUACAGUCUGUAUAACCCAAUCUCCCAUUUUUCAAAGUUCGGUUGUAAACAGACUGAAUACAACAGUAAUAUUGACUAUUCUACACCAAUCAACAUCGCAUGCACCAAAUGCAGAUGACAAUAGAAACUUGCGUAAAACGUCAUAUAAAUAUUUCACAUCCUGGAUACACGGUUAUCUCGGAAAAGGUAAUCUAAGACCCAUACCUUCCUGUGCAGUUCAUGCAGUAAGAACAGCUUUUCCUGAUCCCGAAGGCCUAUACGUUGGCUUUAAAUAUUCAAAUGACUACGACGCAGGGGAAAUGGCAUUUGAGUUUUAA